AGUGCGAGUGCGGACUGAAGAAAGACUUCUGGUUUGGUGCAAUUACAUUGGCGCCGUCUGUGGGAAUCGAACUGAAAGUUUGCUAGUUGCUCUUCCACCAUGGUCUACACUCGAUCAGUCAGAGCUGGUAAUUCAUCUCUGCCUCCUGGGCAAGGUCAACCCCCCAACAACCUCCCACCUCAGCUCCCACCUCAGCUCCCACCUCAGUUUCCACCUCAGGUCCCAGUUAUGUUCCCUCCUGUUGAUCAUGCAGAAGGAGGAGAUGAAAACCAACCUCAUGCCUCAGCUCAUAACUCAGCUUCUAUUGCCAACCAAGAUGUAGUGACAGCUCAGCUUGCUGCCAUGCAGCAGCAGUUUGGUGUUUUUCAAUUGGUAUUGGCUCAACUUUUAGCUAGAAACAACCCUGGUGAUCCCCUCAUUAACUUACUCAACCCUGCUCAACAACCCCCAGCCCCACAACAGAACCCUCAACCGGUUCAACCCGCUCCUGCCAUUAGCGAGUCUCAGGCUCAAUCCCACGUUGCACCCGCUCAACAACCUAUCCCUGAUGAUGUUACUCGCCGCCUUGAUAGCUUGGAAAAGCUAGUAGCUGAACACCGAGGUGCUCCACCCCCACACCAUGCUGCUGAUUCUAUACCUCACCCACUGAAUACCAACAUUACUCUGGAACCCUAUCCUUCUGGCUUCAAGAUACCACAACUGGAGACUUAUGACGGGACGAAGGAUCCCGAUGACCAUCUACAUGCUUUCUAUUCCUGCAUGCAAGCUCAGAACGCCUCUGACGCGUUGAUGUGCAAGAUCUUCCCCUCUACUUUCCGAGGUAACGCCCGAACUUGGUAUUAUAGUUUGCCUCCGAGGUCAAUUAGCUCGUAUACAGAAAUGGCAUCUGCCUUUGCCACUAAGUUUUCCAGCAGAAGGCUGAUUAGGAAAACUACUUCUGAGUUGAUGAGAGUUAAACAGAGGGAUGGAGAAUCUCUGAAGAACUAUAUGAGCAGGUUUAAUGAUGCAGUUUUAGAGGUUAGUUCUUUUGAUCAAGCUGUGGGAAUUGCCGCUGUGAUCGCUGGUCUCAAGCAUGACAGGUUCAGGGACAGUUUGAUUAAACAUGCUGCCAUCACCUUUAGCGAGGUGAAUGAUAGGUCUCUCAAGUUUAUAACCGCUGAGGAGUAUGCCCUGGCGCAAAAUCCACCCCCCUCUAAGAACCAGAACCCAGAAUGGAGGGAUGACAAUUCGAGCCGGAAAAGGAUGAGGAUGGCACAGAACCGAGGUCCGAUGUUGACCUCCCCACCGAGAUUCGGAAGGACGAACUCAACACCCCCGCAGCAAUAUGCAGACCACGGCCAUACUACAGAGCAGUGCAACAGCUUAAAGUUCGAACUGGAAAGUUUAGCUCAGAAGGGAAUGCUGAAUGAGUAUGUGCAGAGAACUGAACAGCCACGGUUUGUCAGAGAGCAGAGGCCGCAACCUCAAGGAGUCCGCAAUCCCCCGAAUAGACAAGGCGUGGGAUAUCAGCAAGCGCCACCUCCGCUCCCACCACCGGCUAGAAUCAUACAUAUGAUUACGGGAGGCCUUGAAGCAGGAGGACUGAGCUCUAAACAGCGAAAGCUGUAUGUCAGAGAGGUUAAGCAUCAGAACCGAGCUCAGAAACGGAAAAUUGAUGAUGCUGAAUGGAAGAAUCAACCCAUUACUUUCACAACUGCUGACCUCGACACAGUUGUUACACCCCACAAUGAUCCCCUGGUCACUUCUGUCAUCAUCAAUAACUGUGAAGUGCAACGUGUCCUUGUUGACACCGGGAGUGCACCAGACAUCAUGUAUUUUCACUGUUUCGAGAGUCUGGGACUGGAUCCAGCAUUGUUGCAGAAGUAUGAUGGUCCUAUCUAUGGUUUCAACAACCAACCUGUUCCUGUAGAAGGAGUUCUUACCCUCCAUGUGGCUUUUGGAAGUGGUCGGACCUAUGUAGCCCCUCCAGUUCGGUUCCUCGUCGUCAAGAUGGCCUCUUCUUUUAACAUUGUUAUUGGCCGACCCACAUUGACCGAGAUCCGAGCUGUGGUUUCCCAAUCUCACCUCUGCAUGAAGUUCCCCACACCUAUGGGAAUAGCAACACUGAGAGGAAAUCAGGAGGUGGCCAGACACUGUUAUAUCACCUCGGUAACACAACCAAAGAAGGGUAAAGAUAAGACACCUGAGGUCAUUCCCCAGCAGAUUCCUGAUAAUCAGCAGGUAAUGGGUGUAGAGAUCAUUGAUAAUCGACCGGAUGAUGAAACCAGAGCUGCUCCGGUUGAAGAUGUUGAAGAAGUGCUGGUUGAUGACAGAGAUCCGAGCCGAAAAACGCAGAUCGGAACUCGAUUGAACCCAGAAGAGAGAGCAGAACUGAUUGCUUUUCUCCGAGCUAACAAUGAUGUAUUUGCAUGGACUUCGGCGGAUAUGCCAGGAAUUCCAACUUCAGUAUGUCAACAUAAGCUCAGUACCAACCCAUUGAAGAAACCAGUGGCCCAGAAGCGGCGUCUCUUGGGGGGGGAGAGGCUUCAGGCUGUUAAAGAAGAGGUGGAGAAGCUCUUACAGGCUGGUUUUGUCAGGAAAGUUGAUUACUGCGAAUGGGUGGCUAACCCAGUUCUGGUGAAGAAGGCAAAUGGCAAAUGGCGAAUGUGUAUUGAUUACACAAAUCUUAACAACGCCUGCCCUAAGGAUUGCUAUCCGCUGCCGAGCAUUGAUAAAUUAGUUGAAGCAGCUUCAGGCAACGAGAGGUUAAGCCUCCUGGAUGCAUACUCUGGGUAUCACCAGGUGCCAAUGGCUCCAGAAGAUGAAGAGAAGACCUCAUUCUAUGCUGGCGACGAGAUCUAUUGUUACGUCAUGAUGCCAUUCGGAUUAAAGAAUGCAGGUGCUACUUACCAGAAAAUGGUGACCAUAGUCUUCCGAGCUCAGAUUGGCAAGAAUCUGGAGGUGUAUGUGGACGACAUUGUGGUAAAGAGUCUGAAGGCAGAAAACCAUCUAGCCGACCUCGACGAAACCUUUAACAACCUCAGAAAGAACCGGAUGCGGUUAAACCCAGCCAAAUGUAUCUUUGGAGUAGAAUCUGGAAAGUUUCUAGGUUUCAUGGUAUCCCGAAGAGGGAUCGAGGUCAAUCCAGAAAAAAUCAAAGCAAUUGCCGAGAUGGAACCACCGAAGUCAAUUAAAGAUAUACAGAGAUUGACUGGAAGGGUGGUAGCUCUGCAUCGAUUUAUCUCCAGGUCGACUAUCCGAGCUCAAGCACUAGCAGAUUUCAUUGUCGAAUGCACUCCGUGUCCCUCCACCUCCACUCCAGAACCCAACGAAUGGACCUUAUAUGUUAACGGAGCCUCUAGUAGCAAGGGUUCAGGGGCUGGUGCUCUCUUGAUUGGCCCAGAAGGAUACCGAAGUGAACAUGCCCUAAAAUUCAACUUUGAUGCGACAAAUAAUAUGGCUGAGUAUGAAGCUCUGCUACUGGGCCUACAACUAGCAUUAGAGUUGAAGAUCAGUGCAAUUCAAGUGUACAGUGACUCCCAGCUGGUGGUGAACCAAAUCAACUCUAUUUGUGAAGUCGUUGAUCCUGUGAUGGUGAAGUACGUAGCUUUGGUGGCCGAACUGAGGUGCAAAUUUCAGAAAUUCUGUCUGAGUAAAAUCCCUCGAACUGAGAAUGAACAAGCAGAUUCACUUUCCAAGUUUGCCUCUGAUAGCUCUUUAAGCUCCAGAUCUGUUUUUGUAGAGGUCUUAGAUGAACCAAGCUUCAUGAAGCCUCGUAUGAUGGAGAUUAGCACAGACCCUGACACGCCGAGCUGGACUGAUUCGAUAGUCUCCUUUUUACGAGAUGGGAUCGUACCUAAGAACAGGCAGGAGGCAAUGAAAUUGAGGAAGAAAGCAUCUCGAUAUACACUCGUUGAUGGGGUCCUGUAUAAGAGAUCUUUCUCACUUCCUCUUCUACGGUGUUUAAGCCCUUAUGAAUCUGAAUAUGCACUUCGGGAGGUACACGAAGGUGUCUGUGGAAGCCAUGUUGGUGCUAGGACUCUGGCUCACAAAGUCUUACGGCAAGGAUAUUACUGGCCAAACAUGUACAAAGACGCCACUUGCUUUGUCCAAAAAUGCCCGAAAUGCCCGUUUGUGAAAGGGGUUGGUGGUGUAACUCAUCUGAUUGUUGGUGUGGAUUAUUUCACGAAGUGGGUUGAAGCUCGGCCUCUAUCUAGUCUUACCUCCAAGAAGGUCGAAGAUUUUGUUUUCGGCUCGAUCAUCUGCAGAUACGGGAUCCCAAAUCAGAUCGUCGCUGAUAAUGGAACUCAGUUCAAUUGCUCCUCAUUUCGAGAUUUCUGCUCCAGUUAUGGGAUCAAGUUACAAUUCACCUCCGUUUACCAUCCAGAGUCCAAUGGCAUGGUUGAAUCUGUUAACAAGUGCAUCCUAGAAGGUAUAAGGCCGAGAUUGGAGCAGCAUAAGGCUAAGUGGGCAGACGAGCUCAACAACGUCCUCUGGGCAUACAGAACCACGAGCCGAACUGCCACAGGUGAAACACCCUACCACUUGGCCUUUGGUACCGAAGCAGUCAUUCCUGUUGAGAUAGGAGUCCCAAGCUUCCGGGUCACCCAUUUCGAUGAAGAACGAAAUGGACAACUGCUUCGGGAAAACCUUGACCUGCUUGCUGAAGUCAGAGAAGAAACUCGGCUUCGAACUCUUGUAUACAAGCAGAAACUAGCCAACUUCUACAACAAACGAGUCCGCCCUCGAACAUUCAAAAUAGGAGACCUUGUUCUCAGAAAAGCUGGCCUAACGGGGUUCGAAACUCGUUUUGGCAAACUUGCCCCAAAUUGGGAAGGCCCCUAUGCCGUGGCCGAGGUGCCACAUCCUGGUGCUUAUAUUCUCCAAGACGCUGAAGGAAAGAGAGUUCCUAGAGUCUGGAAUGAACGGUGGACACCCGUGCAUCUGAAUACCUCUCAAAUUCCCGGUCCCGAAAUUGUCGUCCGGAUAGACACGUCAGGCUCCGACUAUCUUGCUUGGCAUGCCACGUGGGUUCCUCAUGGGAUCCUAUAAAUACCCCCUCCGGGCCAUGUCAAAAGGUAAUUGAAACCAACCCUAAGCUUUUUUUAUCUCCGCCCUAAAUGUAGCCCCGAUUAUUGCUGACUUAAGCAUCGGAGUGUCUACCCCGAGUUCCACCUCGGGGCUUUGCAGGUCAUUCCGAAGUGCGAGUGCGGACUGAAGAAAGACUUCUGGUUUGG
This is a messenger RNA of Rubroshorea leprosula, 5216 nucleotides long. Lineage: Eukaryota; Viridiplantae; Streptophyta; Magnoliopsida; Malvales; Dipterocarpaceae. The record is from the annotation of a GenBank genome assembly.